Adineta ricciae is the source of this 2439-nucleotide messenger RNA. NCBI's taxonomy places the organism in Eukaryota, Metazoa, Rotifera, Eurotatoria, Adinetida, Adinetidae. The record is from the annotation of a GenBank genome assembly.
AUGGCGAAAACAUUGAACGAUAAAUAUUCAACUAUUAUUUUAACCUUACAAUUCACCGAUAACGUAGUCGAUAUAUCUUCGUCAAUUUUAGAUAGAAUGCCAAGUCGUUUUUCUGAUAUUGAACCUCUAAAUACUAAGCAAGCAAUAGAUGCUUAUCUUCUUUGCAAAAUUGUUCCACUCAGCGAAGCUAUUAUUCCUUUAUUACAUAUCGUUACUGAUAUUCUUGUUCAUAUUAACACAGCUAAACUUGCAUGUCAAACUCCUUCAGACAAACUUACACAAGAUGAAUCAGCUUCGAUUUAUCUAUACACAAUGGAUACUGAAUUUUAUUCUAAACUAAACAAAGCUUUACGAACAAAUGUAGUUGAAAACAUCAAAGCAUGGUUUCUCUAUUUGAAACUUUUUCAUACCGCUUUAAACAAAUUACCUUCACAAAAAGAACGCGUUUGGCGUGGAAUUGUCGGUAAUUUUCGCAGUCAAUAUACAAAAGGUACUCGUUUCAUAUGGACAGGUGUAUCAUCAACUUCGACAGAUAUCGGUAUCAUCGAGCAUUUUCUACCAAAUAAUAAACACACGACGAUCUUCUCAAUUAAUUGUUUGUAUGGAAAAUCCGUCACGAAACAUAGUGCAAUGCCUAAUGAACAAGAAAUUAUUCUCAUGCCGGGAACAAAAUUGGUCGUUAGUGGAAUUUUAAAGAAUCCUUUACAUGAUAUUAUCGAUCUUAAAGAAGAAAUAAACCCAAAUUUUAUAAAUAGUCUUACCAUACUUCCUGCAAUAAAAGUAUCAGUGAAAAAAGAUCAUUCAUCACCAACUAGUCCAAAAGCACCAUUACUAAAGAAGCCAAAGGUUGUUUUGCCUCCAAUUAAAUCUCCAGUUCAAGAUAAUUCUGAACCGCAAAGAACAUUGAUUUGUCCUCAUUGUCAAGAAAAGAAUACUUAUUUACACUACAAACAAGGAUCCCUAAGUACAUGUUAUUCAUGCAAAGCCAAUUUUAAACAAGUAACAUGUCCUCAUUGUCAGAAGACAAAUUAUUGUAAAAAUUCUCACGCUUAUGCUUCAAGUCGACAGGUGGAUUGUGCAAAUUGUCAAAAAUCCUUUCAACAACUGAAUUGUCCUCAUUGUAACCAAUGCAAUUAUUUCCUCAAUGCUAAUUACAUCGAAGGAAAUACGGUGAAUUGUUGUACGUGUAAGAAACCAUUUCAAGUGAUGAUUUGUACGCAUUGUUCAUCGGAAAAUAUUUGGCAAAAUGCAGAUCAUGUUGAAGGUAGUCGAGUAAAAUGUUCCAACUGCAAAAAAGACUUUCAAAAAGUAAAUUGUCCUCAUUGUAAUAAAACUAUUAUUUUCCCGUCACUUGGUUACAAUGAAUGUCUACGUAUUCCAUGCGCAUCUUGCAAGAAAAUCUUUCAAAAGAUUAUUUGUCCACAUUGUCAAGCGCGUUGUUCUUGGGAGAAUGCAGAUUAUCUUCCAGGUACUCGAACGUCGUGUGGGUCAUGUAAGAAAAUAUUUCAAUGUGUCAAUUGUUUUCAUUGUAAAACUCCUCUCAAAUGGCUGAAGUCGGAAUAUGAACAAGGAAGUGUAGUCAAAUGUACAUCGUGUUCAAAGAAAUUUCAACAAAUCAAUUGUCCGCAUUGUAAAGUAACGAAUUGGUACAGAAAUGCCGAUUAUGUUCAAGGAUCAUCGACGCGAUGUUCGUCGUGUAAAGAAAAAUUUCAGCUUUUGGCAUGUCCAAAUUGUUCGACAGCAAAUAUUUUGAAAGGAACGAACUUUUAUCAUGGAAAACGACAAACAUGUUUUAGAUGUAAAAAGCCGUUUCAAAUGAUGCGCUGUCCUCAUUGUCACGAAAUUGAAUACUUCAAAACUGCUACUUAUCGUCAAGGAAAUCAAACAACAUGUCUUCAUUGCAAGAAAAUAUAUCAAUUGCUCAAUUGUUCAUAUUGUUUCGUUGCAUUGUAUGUUAAUGCAUCGAAUAAAUAUCAUGAGAAUAUAUUAAUAGAUUGUCUUUCAUGUAAACGAUCGUUUUAUCAUCUGAACUGUUGCAAAUGUGGUGCUGCUGAAUAUUUCAAAACACCAUAUCAAUACGGAUCUCGAGAUAAAUGUUCUUCAUGCGAUGUUACUUCACAAUAUGUCAAAUGUUUUCAUUGCAAUGCUAUGAAUUCAUGGCAAUGCAUUACAAAAAAAUAUGCUUAUGGACAUGGGUGGAUUGUGACAUGUGAUCGAUGUCAGAAAAAAUAUCAACAUUUACAAUGUCCACAUUGCAAUACGGCGAAUUAUUCUUCGAAUUGUACUUAUGUCGAAGGAAAUAGAGUCAAAUGUGUGAAAUGUGAAAAGUUGUUUCAACAUAGACAAUGCAAAUCAUGUAAUGCAUCGAACUAUUUUCCGAAUGCUGAUUAUGAUGCUUCGAAAGGAUGUAUUUGUUGGGAUUGUUAUGCAAAUAUUUGA